Zerene cesonia (dogface butterfly) is the source of this 1981-nucleotide messenger RNA. RefSeq lists its product as uncharacterized. The transcript is spliced from 2 exons. NCBI's taxonomy places the organism in Eukaryota, Metazoa, Arthropoda, Insecta, Lepidoptera, Pieridae. The record is from RefSeq and is a predicted model, not a curated record. Bases 638 to 1981 code for a protein of 447 amino acids.
UAAAAGAGCCAUACAUAAUUUCCACGUGACCAAUAAGGAAAUUCCUACAGUUAAAAAACUAUUAGUUAAAUUGAGGCAGUCAGCGCAAAGGUGGCCUAACCCACAUUUUUUUUUAUUAUAAUCUAACUCUCGCAUACGAUUGCAAAUUGAUAAAACUUUAACACAAAAAUGGCCUAACUUUGAUUUGCUAUUUUCAUAAUAGAUGGCGUUACAAAAUUCUUUUCUGCAAUGUUUUUUUUUCAUCCAACCAUAAUGCACAAGUGGCCUAAGCCGGUUGGGCCAUUUUUGCAUCUAGCAACAUUCUUAAUUUGGCGGGUUAGGUUGUUUGAGUAGAACAGUAUUAAAGUAAUGUCAAACUCACUCUCUCACUCACAAGUGUCAAAACUUUUUCGAUAUUUGGCGGGACUUCGACUCAAUUGUUUUUAUUAUGAAUAUUACAAUUUUAUUAAGAAAUUGCUAAUAUAAUUGCUGAAAUUAGUAACCUAUUAUUGUUUGAAGCUGUAAUCAGAAUGGACGAUAUUGAAAAUAACAUGCGGAGUAAGUAUAUUUUAUAGCAUAACAAUGUUAGUUUCUUUUUGCAAUUGGUAUUAUCGUUUUUUAUGAGAAUAUAUACUAAUAGAAUAGUGGUAUUUUAGGUAUGUUCAGCGAUUAUGAAGACUCUGGUUCAGAGUACCUGCCAAGUCAACCACCUAGCCCGCCUUCUUCACCGAACUUGGAGGCAAUUUUGAAUUGUGAUUCUCCAUCAGAAAGUUCAACUAAGACAUCAAAGAAGAGAUUAAGAAAACAUGAAAAGUGGGUCCGUAAUUUGAAGAAAGCGAAGAGAGCAAAAGGACAAGAAUAUUUAAACUACAAGGGAGUCACGGUGCCUGCUAAAACGCCUAAGGUAGGAUUGUGUGCAUGUCAAAAUAAAUGUAAUUUUAAAAUAAAUGUUGAGCAACAAAGAAAACUAUUUAAAGAAUUUUAUGAUUUGGCAAAUUUUGACUUGCAAACAUCCUAUAUGUUUUCACUUAUUAAAGUAGUUUCUAAGUCUCGUACCUAUACGACAAAUGAAAAUUCAAGAAGGCAAAAUACAAGGCACUACUACCUUUCUGAUUGUGAUGGGAAAGAGGUUUUAGUGUGUAAAAGCUUUUUUAAAAAUACUUAUGCGGUUUCCGAUGGAAGAAUAAAUAGAUUAUUAAAAAAUAAAGCUUCCGUAUCUACACCUCCAUUAGAUAGAAGAGGUCACUCUGUUUCUGCUAAUAAAACUCCUGACAAUAAAAUACAACAAAUAAAAGAAUUUAUCAACUCUAUCCCCUCAUAUGAGUCUCAUUAUUCUUUACAUAAGUCAGUAAACCGUAAAUAUUUAGCACCAGAUUUAAAUUUAAGUAUUCUUUAUUCCCUUUAUACUGAAAAGGUUUCAAAUCCUACAUCAAAAUUCAUUUUUAGUAAAGUAUUUAAUGAGGAGUUCAAUUUGAGUUUUCAUGCACCAAUUACUGAUUCUUGUAAGAGGUGUGAUGCAUUUGCUAUUAAAUUAAAAGCUUGUACUAAUGAAGUAGAAAAAGUAAGAUUAGAACAAGAUCAAAAAUUACAUCUGCUAAAAGCUGAGGUAGCUAGAGAAGGGGUCAAGAAGGAUGUAGAGUUAUAUAAAGAAGACGAAGAUGUCUGCAUAAUAUCUUUUGAUCUAAUGAAAACCCUUCCAACCCCUGUUAUCAGCACAGGCAUAUGUUAUUAUAAACGACAACUCUGGACAUACUGCCUUGGGAUACAUAACAUGAAAAAUGAUGAUGUGUUUAUGUUUACAUGGGAUGAAAGUGUAGCAUCACGUGGGCCCCAAGAAAUAGCAUCCUGCAUAUUAUACUUUCUCAAACAUAUUGUAAAAUGUAAACAUCUCAUUAUGUUCUCAGAUCAAUGUGGCGGCCAAAACCGCAAUAUUAAGAUGGCCCUUUUCUGCCAAUACAUUGUUUCUAGUUCGGAAUACACUACAAUUAAAAUUGACCAAUAA